AUGGAGCGCAGUCACUUCAAGGAGGAUCCAAAAGCCAUCACUUCUCCAGACUCUGUCUUUAGGUUCGCAAUUCGAAAGUUCUCCGACCUGAUGGCCGGCCCAUGGCCUACAAGUCUACAGAAGCAGAUGGCAAGAGAAAGCUCGGCCGCUUUGCAGUCGCUGGUCUCAUUCGAUGGAAGGGUCCUCAGUAACAAUGACAAGUCGAUAUUCGAGUCCAUUAUCGUCACCCUGAGUUUGGUUGUGGGUCUCAACAUUGCGAGCGCCCUCAAGGACAUUGCGAAGCACAUGCGAUGGUGGUUCCUCAGCCUCAAAAGAAGGGAUCUGUCUGAGGUCGUGCUCAUUCUGCAUAGUGACAGCUUGGUCAAUGUUGCCAAGUUGAUAUGGCGGUCAUCUUCAAGUGUCACCAAGGCUACCUGUCUUACGUGGCUUUUAUUGAAUAUUGGGAUGCAAGCCGCUAUAGCUGUCAUCAGCUUGACAUUCCAGGCUGAGCCCCACGUUGACGAUGUGUACCUGUCGGGGCAAGGUCAAGUCUUUGUCCCUGAUAUGAGCAACUUUGCGCGCGGCACGGGGCGCUUUGAAGACUCUCGUCAAUUCGAUCUAGAUUCCACUCUACAGAGCUUGGGAGCAAGUAUACUAGGAGAUAUCGGAAGCAGUUAUAACCACUCAGUGCUUCCGUCUGUGCCGUUGGCGGGAGAACCUCUCGGCAAAUUCCCCGCCAUGUUCUGGAAGGCCGACGACCACUGGGAAUAUCACUAUCUCAACUCGGCGCUAGACACUGUGUCCGCUGGAACGAACUAUUUGGCGAUCUACUCGGGCAGGAAAGUCUCAUCGUCAGCCGUGUGUGCAACGCCAGAGUACAACUCAACCAUUGACCAAGCCCAAUCGCUCAUCAUCGUGAACCAAACAAGCGGGAGAGACUUUACUUUCGACUCCAUCGCGGAGGGCCUCGAGUCCAACACAUAUGGCACGGUGCCCAUCCUGAGGCAACUCCGGACCGACGUCUGCGGGUCACGGGUCGGGUGCAGCACGGGCGAGUGCGGGCCGGGGUGCAGCACCGUGCAUGUGCUGGAGCCAAAGAGUGGCGAGGCCGUCCCGGGAUCCUUCGACAACCCGACGACCUUCUUCUUCUACUACGAGUGCAACGUCACCGUGUCCUCCGACCCGCCGCCCGUCUCGGACCUGGAUGACCUCACCUUCGCGCCUAUGCUUGCCGCGGCGGCGGCCCAGGCCAUCGCGCUGAACGGGCUCACAUCGGCUGACCCCAACGCGCCGCUCAGUCGGAGUUACAACUGGGAGCUCCCCUUCGGCACGCCCUUCAACAACAGCGCCCCUGACAUGGCGGACCAGCUCGCGCGGUACGCCAUCGGCGUCGUGGCUGCUGCUGCGUCGACGAAUCCGCGCAUGGCUAUCCCGGGCCGGCCCCCGGCCCAGGGUGUACGUUUGGAGUUGCAGGACCCGGUUGCGUUUGCGGUAAUUAUGGGAGUAACGGCCGGCUUGCAAUUGCUGUUACUUGUGGUCGCGGUAAUCCUGGUUGGAAGGGUAUACGUUCCGGAGAACCAGGAGUGGAUGACCAGAGAGACAUUAAAGCAGUUGUAUUCGUAUUGA
Diaporthe citri is the source of this 1605-nucleotide messenger RNA. RefSeq lists its product as uncharacterized. The coding region runs from base 1 to 1605 and encodes 534 amino acids. The transcript has 5 exons. NCBI's taxonomy places the organism in Eukaryota, Fungi, Ascomycota, Sordariomycetes, Diaporthales, Diaporthaceae. The record is from RefSeq and is a predicted model, not a curated record.